ACAUUUUUACAAAGUACUUAGAAAAAGUCUACAAGUUAAAUUUCAUAUCUCAUUAUUAAAUAAAUGCUGGUAUAAUGAUUUAAAGCUUAGUAUUACUAAUGAGGAGCUUGCUUUAUUGAAUGUUUGUGGUGGUCAAGCUUAUACAGAAAAACUUCAAAAUAUUGUUUCAGUCAAAGCAAAGUAUGGAAGGAACUUCAAGACGACGUGGGCUCGAUAUUUAAGUGAAGGAGAAACUGCAAAACAAAUAAGAAGCAAACACAGCUAA
Molecule: messenger RNA, 265 nt
Organism: Funneliformis geosporum
Lineage: Eukaryota; Fungi; Glomeromycota; Glomeromycetes; Glomerales; Glomeraceae
Source: the annotation of a GenBank genome assembly